Molecule: messenger RNA, 2624 nt
Organism: Syngnathoides biaculeatus (alligator pipefish)
Lineage: Eukaryota; Metazoa; Chordata; Actinopteri; Syngnathiformes; Syngnathidae
Gene: b3gnt9
Product: UDP-GlcNAc:betaGal beta-1,3-N-acetylglucosaminyltransferase 9
Exons: 7
Coding region: 457-1833 (458 amino acids)
Cellular component (GO): membrane
Molecular function (GO): hexosyltransferase activity
Source: RefSeq, a predicted model, not a curated record
CCUUAUAAAGGCGAGCACAGGUUGUACCAUCUUAAACUGUUUGCCGGUGGUAUAAGGACAUCUGCAAUCACUUUUCAUCUUUGCAACGUUUAGUUUAUAUAUCGUAUCUCACAUUCUGAAACGACAUGCAAGCUGGAGAAAUUGAAUGUUCCCUGAAUAUGAAUCAGAAAGGCUGGUAGUGUCCCACAUUUUCCAGAGCACCCGAAGGCAACAUGAGUGCCAGCAUUCAGACGCAGCCCAUACAGAUGUUUCCACUUUCUUCUACCUUGUCCGUCCUCUUUGAUUCCUGUGCUGGCUGUGGAGAAGAAAAAAAUGAGAAUACAUGUUUGCCUUUUGGACUCUGAAAAACUACAAAAAAGACACAUUGUGUAGGACAAAUGGUGAAGUCCUCCAAGCAGAGAUGCUCCAGAGAUCUCGUGCUACUUCAGCCCCUGUUCAACACGCUACUGAAACCACAUGAGGAUCGUUAUGAUGAGGAGAAGGAGAUGCUACUUAAAAGGAGAUGUGAUGUGCACGAUGCUUCUACUGGUGCUCCUCUCUUUGUUGCUUUACGUGCGACAGGUCCUUCUGUCCUCUGGGUGGGACAAGCCAACGUGGAAGCUGGAGAUCCUUCGUCCCACCAGUUCCAGUCGGACUCUGCUGGGAACCAAUGGAGCCAGAGUGGCCCAGGAGUCUCUGCAGAAUGGAGUCCGGCCGUAUGAGCCUCAGCUAGCUCCCUGUGAACAGAAGCCAAAACGCCCUCAGCCCAAGUCUAAAGCCAAAGGAAAGUCAAAAUCUCGACAGAAGAGCACCACACCGACCAAGAUGAGCAGUGCUCCCCUGCCAACAAUGCCCCUCUUUGACUUUGAGGGCUAUCUGCGAGAGAAGGACAACCGCAACUUUCAGCUGCUCAUAGAUCAACCACAGAAAUGUCAGCUGGGAGGAUCCCGACAAGCUGGAGAAAGUCCUGAGCUCUACAUGCUCAUUGCAGUGAAGUCCAUCGCUGCAGAUUUUGAUAAGCGGCAGGUGGUACGUAGGACCUGGGGCAAAGAAGGCAGAUCUAUUCGUACUGUCUUCCUCCUGGGGGUACCCAAGAAUCGCACUGCUUUGCCUCUGUGGAAUCAGCUGCUGACAUAUGAGAGUCAAACCUUUGCGGACAUCUUGCUGUGGGAUUUUGAAGACACCUUCUUCAACUUGACCCUAAAGGAGACCCACUUUCUGGAAUGGGUCAACCAUACCUGUCCUAAUGUCAAGUUCAUCUUCAAGGGGGAUGCUGACGUUUAUGUGAAUGUAGAGAACAUCCUGGAGAUGCUGCAAGGUGAAAGGUCAGACAAGGAUCUUUUUAUCGGGGAUAUAAUUGUCAAUGCCAAACCCAUUCGGCGCCGCACUUCCAAGUACUAUGUGCCAGAGUUUGUGUAUGGCAGUGCUUUAUACCCAUCUUAUGCCGGUGGAGGAGGCUUCGUCAUGUCUGGGUAUACAGCACGGAAACUCAGCGCUUCCUGUCAACAGGUGGAGCUGUUCCCCAUUGAUGAUGUGUUUUUGGGAAUGUGCCUCCAGCUGAUCGGCAUCAAGCCAUCACGCCACCACGGUUUUCGAACCUUCGGCAUUCCUCGUCCAUCAGCAGCACCUCACCUCCAGACGUUCGACCCGUGUUUUUACCGGGACCUCAUGGUGGUUCACAGCCUCAGUGUGCCCCAGAUAUGGCUGAUGUGGAAUCUGCUGCACGACCCCAAACUGAGCUGUCACAACAGGACCAGACCCACAUUGGGAUCAUUCAAAUGGAGGAUGGGGGAGUCCGAAGGGGAAGGGGAGACUGACUAUGAUGAGAAGCAGGUGUUUGUCACGCAUGAUUAACUUUAGGUAGUGAAGAUGGAGGAUAAAAUAAGACGACCAUCUUGAAAGGCCCGAGUCAUGACACCUGAGCCAAAUCGGCGGACGAUCCCAAAAACAUAUUCUCUUCAGUUUGUUUUGUUUUCUUUACCUUAAGGAGCAUUAAGAAAACAUUCAGGCUUUUAGUUUUUAAUAUAUCAAAGGACUGCUGUUGCACAGCUGGUAUGGGUAGUCUUCAAUGUCUUACAACUGUGUUGUCACAAAAUGUAUCACAAAAUCUGAUUCGAUUGAUUAAAUCUGUUCAAGUGUAAGUGCAGUAUAAGCAGUCCAAUUGUAAAUGGGCAUGAGAACGGAUCGUCUGUUGAGAAUCCUUUGCAAUGUUCGGGUUGUUGAUCAAUUAAUAGAUGAACAAAAUGGACUUUGAUGAUGUUGAUGCUUCAGACAUCAUCACUGUGUUUCAUUCCUUCAGUGUUUUGAAACUUUUCAUUGGCUCAUGGCGUUUCGACGCAUUCCGAGCCAAUGACAGCUUGACAGAUUUGGUUUUGAUUUUGGUGCCAUACACACUGUUUAAAAUGCAUCAUUGAGUCAGUUGAGAUUUGAAGAGUGAGAGUAUUUUUGUAAGUGAACCAUACCGAUCCACAAAUGACAAACCGUUAUCUUUAAAGGCUUUCCUUAAAAACACCAUACGCACACAGGGGUUUCUGUAUUCAUACAAUGAUCAUUUGCAAAGUAGGAAGGAUCUCUCAUCCUGUUUGGGAGAUUUUGGAUAUUUUCUGAAUAUAGUUCACAGCUUUAAAUAAACCCUUAACCACAAU